Messenger RNA from Moneuplotes crassus, 1732 nucleotides. Lineage: Eukaryota; Ciliophora; Spirotrichea; Euplotida; Euplotidae. The record is from the annotation of a GenBank genome assembly.
CUUUGAAGCAUGAGUGACCAUUCAAGUUGUUUCAGCCCCAACUUUUAUGAGAAUGGACUUACUAAAGGUGUCGACUCAAGUGUCUCAGUCAAAGAAGAAGAUCUUCUGAAUAUCAGUAAAGAGAGUUUUAAAUAAUACUAUUGAAGUUGAAAAUGCCCUUGAGGGAAUUCUUAAAGAAAAGGACUCAGAAAGUGAAAAUUUUAACUCCUGUACUCAAUCAGCCAUGAGCGAGACUGAUCAUGAGAAGAGGAACAGUCUUCAUUCCAUGUUUGAAGCAUGUUUACGCAAAAACAACAUGCUUGGGGAUAACUUUAUCCUAAUGUGGAUCAAUGAAAUUGAGAAUCCUAAGAAUUUUUAUGAAAUCGCUAAGAAUAAUUUAUAUAAAAAGAUCAAGAGAGAAGGAGUUGUUCUUACAGAAAAUGAUUUAUUUGAAGAACUCAACAAACAGUUUGAAUAAUUGGAUUAAACAAUAGCAGACAAAUAAAUACUGAUACUACUGAGCAUCAGACUAAGAAUACUAAUGAAGAAAAAUAUUCUCUCAAUCCUCCUUCUGAAUUGAUAAAUAUCGAAGUUUAUUGUUCUAAAGAGAGUAAGGUGAAAUGAAAGAAAAAGAAUGGAGUUCAGAAGAAGACAAGUGUUAGUUCGUUCCCUUGAUCCCAUGAAUCAUCAGCUGCUUCAAAGGCUAAUUACAAAAAUCGUGCUUUGUUUAAUAUGCUUCGAACUCCAAGUUCAGAUUCCCACAGCAAGAUUACAAUUCAGAAUAGGAAUUCUAAGAUAGAUGAGCCUAUGAGUUUUAGAAGUUAUCAAAGAUACACCGAUAUCUCUAGAAGAAGUGAGCCUUAUGCAUGUAAUAAGAGCAGUUUCACUAAGGACUCUAAAAGAGUAUACAAAGGCUACACUCCCAGAUACUGAAAGGUGAAAAGAAGCAAAGCUAGUCAUCAUGAAAAGCCAAAAGUGUUUAACUCUUUUGUCCAGAAAGUCCCGAAAUUUGAGCAGAAUAGUUCAUGAGAAGAAGUUCAGAGGACUAAUACUGAAGUUAAGGUGAAAAAGCAUGUCCCAAGGAUAAUCUUGCCUACUAAAUCUAUUCAAAGUGUGAAAGACUCUUCUAAAAGCAUUAUCCAAAAUAGCUCUUGUUCUGAUGAGAGUAAUAAGUUUUAUUCUGGAGACAGGAUGCUCAAAGGGUCUGUAUUAAGCCAUAAAAGCUCAUAUAUUUCUAAGAAGACUGCCAGUCCUGAUAAGACCAAAUAAGCCAGGCUAUAGAUCUGUGAAUGCAGUGAGAGUUUUGACGAAUAAAAGCAAGAGCAAUCCGAGGGCUUUCACUUACAUAAAGGAUUCCUCUACAUCUAGAGAUGGAUUGACUAGUAAAGAAAAUAACAAUUUCGAGAAGAUUGAAACUGAAAAUAGCUGUAUCUCCAAAACUAUUGAGGAAGAAGACAAGAGUCAUGAUCUAAAACAUGGCGGCUACGGAGACCAAGAUGAUAUAGUCAUAUCCUCAUAUGCAUCUAAUGAACAGGCAGAUCUUUAUCAAAUUAACGAAGAUUCGGUAGAACAUUUUCCAACUGACUCUUUGGAGAAUUCCUAUAAGGAAUAUUUAGAGAAGAGUUGUACUCAGAAAACUAUUCUGGACUGAGACAGCCAAGAUCAUGCUAACUACCAGUCUGAAGGGAGUGAGCUCCAUAUGAACGAUAUCCAUAAUCUCAGUCAUAAGAAGCCAAGUGGUUAUUUUGGCUAA